GGCUUUGAAAUAAUUUAAUGCUUUACAAUUCCCAACUUAGCAACUAAGGCAGUUAAGCGGAACUGCGUUGACGAUAGGUGUCUGUGAAAUAGAGUAGGCCUACUGGAUAUACUGUAUCAAAACAAACCGUUUUGUGGAUAAUUAUAGCGGGAUAACUUCUGUAUCUAUAGCUUACAUCUACCCAACUGGUGACGCGAUUUUACGAUAGGAAAUCUGGAUAACUAAUAAUCUAUCCAACGUACGGAUCUUACCGCCAAACAUGCCAGAAUCCGGAUCCGAACGCCCCAGGACAAGCCAAAAGGGGCGUCAUAACAAGAUCUAUCGGACCCCGGCGACCCCACCCCCGGAGGAUCUACUUGUUAAGGAGAAGGGGUUUGUUCUGGACUGUAACGCUGCAAGUAGUAUCUCUACGGACUAUUCCAAGACGAACCCCAAACUGGGGCCAGUCAUACCUCCCUACAACUCACAAAGGGAUUCACACGUCGACCCCUACUUUCAGUUCCAGGGCGUUCAGAAGACACUUGCUCUAACUAAACAGGACCCCCCUGGCUGUUCGAUAGAAGGUCCCGUAGCAGAUUAUUUCAAUGAGAAAGGAACCGGCUACCAAUAUUUAUCGUUAAGAAAUAAUUUCGGAGCAGGUCACUCCCGAGAGCUGGUGGACGGACAUUCACAGUUCAUGAAAGGCAUUGAACCAGUAAAAGGGUACAACGGACCAUACGGAUACCGUCGGAAUACACCCUGGCUCAGGGCAGAACCCUCACCGUUCGGAACAGCUAGUCGGUCGGCUACUCAUUGAUAAAUCUCCAUUAGAUUCUUUGUCCAAUGACAUUUGUUAUAUUGAUUUUCUGCUCAACACUGGCCAAUGGACUUCCGCAUGACAUGGUUAGGACAUGACUGUGAUAGCCAAUUGACUGUUGAUUUGUAUUGAUUCAGCUGUGAUAAUUUUACAUCAAUAUGUUUAUUUAUCUACAUGGUAGAACUUUGCCGAUAGAAGUUAGACGGAAUGUUGAUUGAUAUGCAGGCCCCUGUUUACCGUACACCCAUUACAAUCCCUAAUAAAGUGAUAGGGAGCAUGUCACGUGAUUAACUUUCCUUUUGUUCUUUAAUGGAAACAAGACGUUUAAAAAUCAAGCAAUACACUACUCUAUGCUAUUAGGUACAUGUAUUCGUCUCCUUUUGUUUAUUUCUAGGCGAUUUUGACAGUUAGUCAUUCAGACUUUGCCAUUUUACUCCAAAUGCCCUGUUUUUCACAUAGAAGAGAAGAUAUUUUUUUUAAGUUAAUAAUUUUUUAUGUUAUAUCUUUAAAAAAAUCCCUUGUAAUCUUUAGACAAAAAAACAAACUUCGUACUGGAGUAUGUCCGCCUCUGUUAUUAUUUAUCAAUAGCAAGAUGAAAUCAUAUGUGUCGAUUUCUGUUCACUUUGUCGGAUUAAGGAGAUGACGGACAGUCGAGAGUCCAUAAAACUAGGUCACUGAGGCUUAAUUCAUUUCUGUGUAUGUGUCCAUCCUUAGCCGUAAUGAAUACUACCGAUACAAACCCAACAUAUGUCUCAAAAUGUAUUUAUAACUACAGUAAAAAGGGAAUAUUUUGAAUAUUUAAGAAAUUAAUCCCUUACAAUACAUAUUCGAGUGAUGUAUUAUAUAAAUUAAUAUGUUUUGAAAUAUUUAAGUAUAUACUAUCAUUAUAUUAUAUACAUCGAUAUGUAUUCAAGUAUUAUGGUCAUUUUAAAUAACAAAACACUGCUAGAUCUUUAACCCUACUAUAAAAUCGUGUAAAGCAAUGGUUUCAGUUAAUCCGACAAUUGUACCUCAAUUUAUGUUUAUUGUCCGUUUAUUUUGUCCUUUGUACUAUCUAAGUUAAAUGUAUACCGCUGGAACUAAUUCAUCUGGAAUAAUAAAUCCGGAUUUGUGAAUGUCUUCACAUCCGGAAUUGUUCCCGGAGAUGUUCGGUUUAGUAUUGAUACAUUCUAACAUCCGGGUUAGUGAGAUGCUAUGUUUGGUAUGUUUGGGAGUACGUGUACCAGGACUGUGUUUUAGACAAGCUAGAUAAAUGGACGAUAAGGAUAUCCCUGUGAUUGUAUAGAAUAUAUGUUUCAGUAUUAUGUAAUGUUGUAUAUUCCCUCCUGUCAUAUUUUCCCUGACAUUAAAAUUUCAAAUGAUGA
Molecule: messenger RNA, 2160 nt
Organism: Pecten maximus
Lineage: Eukaryota; Metazoa; Mollusca; Bivalvia; Pectinida; Pectinidae
Exons: 3
Coding region: 260-796 (178 amino acids)
Source: RefSeq, a predicted model, not a curated record